CAGCUGACAAAGAUGAGAAGCAGCAGAAAGACUGUCCCAGCACCUGCACUCAACCAAAAAUGGCCAGCAAAUACUACCAUGAACAAAAUGAGGAUAUGAGGAUAGUGAUUGUGGGGAAGACAGGAAUUGGGAAGAGUGCCACUGGAAACACCAUUCUGGGACGACAGUGCUUUGAAUCAAAGUUCAGUGCAAAGUCUAUGACUGUAGACUGUUCCAAGGGCAAAGCUGAGGUGGAUGGGCAACAGGUGGCUGUUAUCGACACCCCAGGCCUGUUUGACACCAGGUUUGGCAUGGAUAGAACAACUAAAGACAUAUGCCAGUGCAUCUCUUAUGCUGCUCCUGGACCCCAUGUGUUCCUGGUGGUCAUCCGGCUGGGCAGAUACACCGAAGAGGAAAAGCAGACAGUGCAAAGGAUUCAAGAAAUCUUUGGACAGGCUGCAGACAGAUACAGCAUGGUUCUCUUUACUCAUGGGGACCUUCUUGAAGACACAACUAUUGAAGACUUCUUGAUGGAAUCCUCAGACCUGCAAGAACUCGUGACCAGAUGUAAUGACCAGUACCAUGUCUUCAAUAAUAAGCUGAAGGAUCGCUCUCAGGUCACUGAGCUGCUCCAGAAGAUCAGAAAUUUAAACCAGAAGAACGGAGGAAGCCACUACACAAACGAGAUGUUCCAAGAGGCCGAGAGGGCAAUCGAAGAGGAGAAACAGCGCAUCCUGAAAGAGAAAGAAGAGCAAAUACGCAAAGAAAAAGAGGAAUUGGAGAGAAAACUUCAGGAAAAAUAUGAAAAACAGAUGAAGAAAAUGAAUGAACAACUUCAGGCUGAAAGAGAGAGGGAGAGGAAAGAGAGAGAGGAGGAGAGGAAGCGCUCCAUGUUGCACUUAAGCUCCACCAUACAGGCCAGCAGCCCCGGUGGGAUGACAGCGGUCACACCAUCUGUGCUUCGGAGAAGCGCGGUCACGCCAUCUACGCUUAAAAAUACUUUGCGCGUCUACACAAGGUUGCGUGGUCAAUGA
Messenger RNA from Perca flavescens (yellow perch), 1013 nucleotides. Its product is annotated as GTPase IMAP family member 7-like. Gene Ontology annotation, molecular function: GTP binding. The record is from RefSeq and is a predicted model, not a curated record. Lineage: Eukaryota; Metazoa; Chordata; Actinopteri; Perciformes; Percidae. The transcript has 4 exons. The coding region runs from base 60 to 1013 and encodes 317 amino acids.